AGGAAUGUAUCGAGCAGUAGAAACGAGGAAUGAACAGGUGGAGAUUAUCGCGCCUUCGGAAGUGUAUACAGAGAAACUGGACCGACCGUGGAGUUCCUUUGGUACCAAGCGGACCAUACUCAUCAGCUACCGGGCCUACGAUACAGUUAAGGUCACCCGCUCCACCUCCAAGACGCACAAGCCACCGUCAGAUAUAUUCUUCUUUUGUCUACGCCUGUUGGAAUAUGACCCAAACAGUGAAGAUCCCCAGCGAGGGCGGGCCAUAAUCGAGUACCUGGAAAGUGUACCGAACAUUCUCCCGCGAGACGUACGCCGGGAUGUGUACCGUAACAUAGUCAAUGCGUAUGCCUUGGACUUGUCUGCGCGUGGGUUUACGCAUUUGUAUCUGAGAGCGGAGCCACCGGAUGUGGGAGAGAGUUAUAUAUUCCCAGGCAGUUGGCAGGGCAGUAAGAAGCGUAGCUCAGCGGACAUGCCGGCCUAUGAGUAUCUGCUGAAGUGGUACACGGGGUUGUUCGAGUAUUUGCUAAGAGAGGAUUCAAUCAGUGACUACUGCAAGAUAUCCGACAAUCUGCGCGGUGUGGAUGAUCUCAAGAGCUUACCCAUAUUCGAUGGCGACAUUACACUCCCACGUGUCCUGGAAAUUGUCUUUGCGCGUGAUCGGACCAUCUACGAUGACGAGCGCUUUGCCGAGCUUUUCAAGUCGCAAAUGUCUCUCCUACGCAACGUAGCCUAUCCUGAGAUUUACUUUGUGCUGACACUGGUGGACGGUGUGCCCCAGUUAAAGUAUGACGGGCAGAUGUACAGGCACGGCCCCCCCAUGAAGCGAGGGGUGACGGAGAACUACAAGGGCAUCAGUCUGUUCUGUGAGAGGCACGGGCUCUCAUUCCGAAACAAAGAGGAGGCAGCGCAGGCGAGUGCGGCGCUGUGGCUGGAGCUGUUUGUGACUGCGUAUUCACCCAGUCAUAUCAAGAGAUGUGCGGACGGUGGCUGCGAACGAUUGAGGCGAUUGCUCAAAGCGGACCGAUGGCACGACCGCCAAUUCUCAGAGCUAACAUAUAUACUGUCAGCCUUCCGAGCGGAAACAGACGCCGAAGACGAGAGAGCCUUAUCACCCCAUGUCAAAAGGCAAAAACCCACUAACAGAAACACACCCGACCUGGUCGACCCAGGUGCCCACCCAAAACGGUGAGUGUUCGCAGUUGUGGAAGCAGUUGGGGCUGUGUUUGCAAGCCUGUAUCAGGGCAACGCCAGUACAUCUAUUAAAUAUUUUGACCUUUUACCUAUUUUUUAUCGCGUUUUUUUAUCGCGUUUUUGUUAGGGAGAGAAGGAAGCCCGAACCAAGGAGCAGCUACGAAGAUGAAGCCGUCGAACCACGCAGACCUCGCACCCGUUCAACAAGAGGCUCUUGACAGCAGCACAGGACAGAUAUCAAAGCAAACCACCUCAUAGUUCUCAUGACUUCCAAUAAGUGCUAUGUGUGUCGGGAACAUCACUUUGCUGCUUCAUGUAACGAGACGAUAGGUCGCAACAGGAUGAUACCUUUCAAAGCUGCUUUUGAUUGGUAUUCAAUAUUCGAAAGUAUUAAAAGUAGUGCUACGUUCGCGGUAGUACUCAGCAUCGCGGUACUACCGGUAGCAAAUACGGGUAGUGCAAUUUGCCG
Messenger RNA from Sphaeroforma arctica JP610, 1660 nucleotides. RefSeq lists its product as hypothetical. The coding region runs from base 5 to 1189 and encodes 394 amino acids. Gene Ontology annotation, biological process: positive regulation of transcription by RNA polymerase II. Lineage: Eukaryota; Ichthyosporea; Ichthyophonida. The transcript is spliced from 7 exons. Gene Ontology annotation, molecular function: transcription coactivator activity; histone acetyltransferase activity; chromatin DNA binding. The record is from RefSeq and is a predicted model, not a curated record. Gene Ontology annotation, cellular component: transcription regulator complex; histone acetyltransferase complex.